UGUAAUCCAACUGCACAAAUGACGUCCACAUUUCAUUCAUGACAGAGGAUAGGAAAGCCGUACUCAUGGUGCCGAAUGGAAUUAUUAUUGUAGGCGUAUUUUUUGGAGGAGCCUUUUUAAUUCAAAAAGGAAUUUUUGGAACUAUCAUCAAUUCCGAUGCACUAUCCGACGGGACUUGUCACUCGGAGAAACUGGGAAUUGAGAUUUUAAUGAAGUGUAAUAUGAAAAGCCUCAAAAUCACCAUCGUUUCAGAUGUUUUAGCUGACUGCAUAUUUAUCGGUAAUGGCAGAUUAUUAUGCCACACAGCAGACUCUGUGCAGUAUUAUCACGACAACAACAGUGGAAUUUUGACCUUUACUACACCAUUUAACCACACAAUCCAUGCUGGUUAUCCGCUUUGGGUAAACACUACCUGUCAUAAUAUUAGUGUACAUGAGAAGAUUCUUCUUAGGCCUUGUCUUUCUGGGUUUCGAACAAUGGCGUACCAUAACAACACGCACGUUAAUAUUUCAUGUGAGCAUGCGUCCUUCAGGUUCUCCCGUAAGGGUAUACGCAUUGUGGGCAAAGAAGAUUUGGCACACUGCAGAUGGCACAAAGAAAAUCAAACGAACCAUUGCUACGAUGAUGCUGAAGCUCUUGCCAAUGGGGCAAAGUAUACUACACCAUAUACAAAGGGAAUGAACAUCACAUGUAAAUUCGACGAGCAGUCAUUAAAGAUUACUCCUCAACAACAAACAACAAUUAAAACAACAAACAUGACGAUCAGGACCACCAAAAAACCAUCGGCUUUCCUGUCAUCACAAAGCAAAAACAAUGGACAAACAACGGCGACCUGCUCUGUUAUAUUCAUCUCUAGUUUGUGUAUCUUCUAUUUCAUCCCUAGAGACAUUUUUAUUUGAAAAUGGAACAAACCAAGGAGUUUCAUAUAUCCCUCGUGAUAUCCGUGUCUAGAACUCAUCGUCUGCUAAAAAUUAAUCGAUAAUCCCUUGCAUAACAGCCAGAUGAUGGGGAAAAACUCAAACUUUUCUAAUCAUUGAGUUACUGUGCUUUAGAGACAUUUCUUUUUUUCAGUUGCAUCUUGGAGGCGAUGGUAUGACACGAUUUUAAACUUUGUGCCACUGAGAUUGAGAGAAGUCAGUUUUUCAAUCGGUAAUCCUUGGCUGACUCCGCUACGCUCCACAUAAACCUCGGAUGCGAUUGGUGGAGGAAUUUGCAUCAGAUCGCUGAAUUUCUCCGCCGGAAGUACCUUUAAAUUCAUUUUGUAUUUCGCAUUGCACAAGUUAACCAAAACAUCUCUCUUGUUAAUAAUGUAGGAGUAAUUGAAAGCAGAAUGCCACAAAGUAAAUCGGAAUUCAAAGGAAGAAUAUUAAGAGAAAUUUCGGAUUUGAUCAAAUGAUUGUAGAAGUAAAACGGUUGAACAUCGUUCAAGUCCGAGGCAAGUGUGCGGGGUCCGAGGGACGCAAGGAACCCCGAGUGAUCAGUUUUUAGCUGAUUCGGAAAUAAGAAAGCAAUAACUGUAAAAAUGUAACAAUGAGUGCAAUUUAUUUUAAUGACAUUAUUAGAGAUUACAAUAUGCGAGUCAGAGAGUUUUACUUUUUAAAAUUUCUACCAAUAAUUGGACAACAGCAUAUUAAGUGCUUUUGUGCUAAGUUAUGUGAUCAUUCGAUGGGUUGGAAAGCAUUUCCUUCUACUUUUCUACUGUAUGAAUUUUCGUAAAUCUGAAUAAAGAUAUUGUUUCUUUGUAUUUUUAGAAGUUUAUGAUCACUAUAUGAUUACAUGAAGUUCUAAAAUACACAAAGAAUGCAUAUAAAAGGACAUUGCAAAAUCAGUUUAACUUUAAAGACAGAC
Molecule: messenger RNA, 1848 nt
Organism: Saccostrea echinata
Lineage: Eukaryota; Metazoa; Mollusca; Bivalvia; Ostreida; Ostreidae
Exons: 6
Coding region: 39-899 (286 amino acids)
Source: RefSeq, a predicted model, not a curated record